Messenger RNA from Spinacia oleracea (spinach), 2274 nucleotides. RefSeq names its product cysteine-rich receptor-like protein kinase 26. The annotation marks the transcript as partial. NCBI's taxonomy places the organism in Eukaryota, Viridiplantae, Streptophyta, Magnoliopsida, Caryophyllales, Amaranthaceae. The record is from RefSeq and is a predicted model, not a curated record. The transcript has a single exon.
UCUGAUUUUUUUUUUGUUUUCACACCGAUUUAUUUUGUUGACUUUUCCAACUAUUUGGCCGAUGUUAAUGUAGCGGUUGUCUUUGAACAUUAUGAUUGUUCUUCUACACACGGUAACUACACCAAGGGAAGUACGUACCAACAUAAUCUCGACCGCCUUUUCUCAAGCCUCUCCUCCCAAACCUCAUCUCGAAAGUUCUACAACACCACUAUUGGCGAUUUUCCUAACAAAGUAUACGCCAUUUACCAAUGUCGAGAGGAUUUGAGCUUCGAAAUAUGCACCAAGUGUAUCCAAGUUGCGACGAUAAAAAUAUCACAAGUAUGCCCGUUAUAUGUCGAAAGCAUAGUUUGGUAUAACGAAUGUAUGUUAAGGUAUGCAAACCGUUCCAUUUUCUCCUUGUGUGAGACAACUCCAACAAGAGAGUCAUGGUAUGAAGGUAGUGUCUCGAACUAUGUUAUGUUUAGUCCAGUAGUCAAAAGAACGAUGAAUACGAUUGUUAGGCUGGCUUCUCGAACUACUGCUCGGGGACAUUUGGCUAACACGUAUGCCAAUUGGACAUCGAUAGAUAGAAUGUACGGCUUUGCUAUGUGCACACCUGAUAUAAAUGAGCUACAUUGUAAGAGAUGCUUGACAAUUGGUUUAGAUGAGAUAUCUGGAUUUUACAACAUUAGUAAGGUGGUGACUGUCUUCUAUCCAAGCUGCCAAUUAGGUUAUGAUACAGAACUUGAUCGAAUGACACGUAUACCAUUGGUACUCGCUCCAUCUCCGGCUAAAGCUCAAGCUCAUAUUCCAGGUUAGAUCUUGCCAACAUGCAUACUCCCUCCGUCCCAAAUUAAUUGUCGCGUUAAGUUUUUCAUAGAGUUUUAUGUGAUAAGUAGAUAUCGAUUUAUCUAUUACUCUGUAUAUUUUAUGAAAAGUAGAUGUAGCAGCAGAUAGUGGAGAAAUAUUUUAAUUGAAUGAUAGAAAAAGUGGGAUCCUAACUUUUGGUAGAGGAAUAGAGAAAUAAUAAAGUAUUAGUAAUUCUUCUCCUGCCCUUAUAGCAAGCAGUGCAUAGAAGAGAUUAAGAUUUGGCUAGGUGUUACUGCUACUACUGUUGAUUUACACCAUCUGCUCAGAGGGAUUGGUCAUAACAGGCAUUCCAAGUUUCAGAAACAAGUCUAUUAUGCAGGGUUGGCAGCAGCAGUGUACUCUGUAUGGCAGUGUAGAAAUGGUAGCUUCUGGGAUAAGAGUGUUCCAACUGUCCAGAAUAUUGUAAAUGGAAUUAAACAGAUUGUUAAAGCUAGAAUUAAGGUAGUGAUGCCUAAGAAAGUUAGUAGGAGAGAUUACUUGUGGUUUAUGGCUCUGUGAGCUUGUGAUUUUGAAUAGUUGUGUGUUUGCUUGCUCUUAGGUGAUAAGGUCCAACCUAGUUGGUUCGUGUCCCUUUGAGUUAAGCUUAGGUUGUUUUGUUGAGAUUAAUAUUAUCAUUACCUUGCCUAGCAAAAAAAAUAAAGUAUUAAUAAAUCCAUGCCGUAAAAAUAAAAUAUGACAAUUAAAUUGGAACGGUUGGAGAGAUAAAGUGUGAAGAUUCAUUUAUACGGAGGGAGUAGUACUCUACUUGCACUUACCCUAACACGUAUGCAUCACAAGUACUAAGCAUGUAGAUUAAGCUUAAAUUCAUUUGGGAAUCUUGUAGACAGUAAAAUUAGUAACUAUUGUGAAUUUAGCAACUAAUGUUGGAGUAAAAUUAAGGCAUGGUUGAAUACGGGUUGUAGGUCUUCUUCUAUUAUGCAGAGUUAUAGGUGGAUCGACAGAAUAAGAGGUAGUUUUUUCAGAAGAAGUGUAAGAUUUGCAGCUCUAUUGGCUACUGUAUACCAUGUGUGGAUGCAACGUAACCUCGCUCCAUGGGAGCAUAAAAUGCAGCACCCUGAUAUCGUUGUUGGAACUGUUAAAGCAAAUUUAUGUCUCAGAAUAUGUAAAGUUAUGCCUGGAAAAGAUUAGCUCCGUCGAUAAGAAUUGGUUCUUUUCCUUGUAAUUGAUGUUCAAAGGUCUAUGUGAUAGUUUUUGGUUAAACAUUACUUAAUUUCUGGUGUUUUGGGUGUAAAAGUAGAUUAUGUUGUUUGUGGAGUGCUUUCCUUUGGGUUUGGAAAGACCCUUCCUAGAAGGUAAGUCCCUCCCCCUUGUCUAGUUGUUGUGUUGGGGCCUUUGAGCCUUUUUUGGCAAUAUAUUUUUCUUACUUACCAAAAAAAAAAAAAAACUUGUUGACAGUGAGGAAGAAAGGAUCCACACAUACCAUCG